Psammomys obesus (fat sand rat) is the source of this 1987-nucleotide messenger RNA. It is a transcript of the gene Atf1, whose product is annotated as activating transcription factor 1. Gene Ontology annotation, biological process: regulation of transcription by RNA polymerase II. The coding region runs from base 7 to 816 and encodes 269 amino acids. Gene Ontology annotation, cellular component: ATF4-CREB1 transcription factor complex; nucleus. The record is from RefSeq and is a predicted model, not a curated record. Gene Ontology annotation, molecular function: RNA polymerase II cis-regulatory region sequence-specific DNA binding; DNA-binding transcription factor activity, RNA polymerase II-specific; protein binding. Lineage: Eukaryota; Metazoa; Chordata; Mammalia; Rodentia; Muridae. The transcript has 6 exons.
UUGAUUAUGGAAGAUUCCCACAAGAGUAACACUUCAGAGACUGCAUCUCAGCCUGGCUCAGCAGUACCGGGGGCUCGCAUUUCUCAGAUAGUCCAUCAGGUGUCAUCUCUGUCAGAAAGCGAGGAGUCUCAGGACUCAAGUGACAGCAUAGGCCCCUCAAAGAAAGCUCACGGGAUCCUGGCCCGGCGCCCGUCUUACAGGAAAAUUUUGAAAGACCUCUCUUCUGAAGAUACACGGGGCAGAAAAGGAGACGGAGAAAAUUCUGGCCUUCCUGCUGUCACUUCUAUGUCUGUUCCGACCCCCAUCUAUCAGACGAGCAGCGGACAGUACAUUGCCAUUGCCCCCAACGGAGCCUUGCAGUUGGCCAGUCCAGGCGCAGAUGGAGUGCAGGGCCUGCAGACGUUAACCAUGACGAACUCGGGCAGUGCUCCGCAAGGCACGCUCCUGCAGUGCGCACAGACCUCAGACGGGCAGCAGAUACUUGUCCCGACCAACCAGGUGGUUGUGCAGACUGCGUCAGGAGAUAUGCAGACUUACCAGAUCCGCACCACACCGUCUGCCACGUCGCUUCCACAGACCGUGGUGAUGACGUCACCUGUGACUCUUGCAUCCCAGACAACGAAGACAGAUGACCCCCAACUGAAGAGAGAAAUACGGCUGAUGAAAAACAGAGAGGCUGCCCGCGAAUGCCGCCGGAAGAAGAAGGAGUACGUGAAGUGCCUGGAGAACCGCGUGGCUGUUCUGGAAAAUCAAAACAAAACCCUGAUAGAAGAGCUGAAGACGCUGAAGGAUCUGUAUUCUCAUAAAAGUGUUUGAUUCUUUAAAGACAAAGUAUUUUUGUGGACUUCCUUAACAAUUAGGUGGAUUUUUUUUUUCUUUUCGGGUGGAGUCCUGUAAAUUCAAAAGUCAAAGCGGCCACUUUGUGUUAGGAUCUUACAGUGCAGAGGUGGCGGAGGCUGAGUGGAAGCGACCUUCAAGGAGCUGCUGGCACAGCCAGGAGCUCAGAAAGGAGAAGGUGGUAAAGCAGGCGAUUCCCGCCAAGUCUGGAUUCUCACUGUUUUUCAAGACAUGCCUUUUUCGUGUGUGUGUGUGUGUGUGUGUGUGUGUGUGUGUGUUUCUCAUUUCUGCCAAUAAAUUUUAAAUUACAAAUGUAAAAGCAAGCAUAACAUUACUAAGUGUGUAAAUUAUGUGGGCUAUUGUACUGUCUGUCAGGUGUGCUAAAUGAGCUAACUUUUGGUUUUGUUGGACGACGGGUUUGAGAAGCAUCCUAAAAGGCACAGAGGUACAAGAUCCUACAGUGGUCUGUAACAUUCUUACCAGAAUGGAAAGAGACUGUCUGCAAGUUUGAUAGUUUUAAAUAGUUCUUUGCCUCCUCUGAUGAGGGCAAUUUUCACAAGUAUAUGAUAAAUUGGCUUUUUGAUUCUCUAACCCUGUAUGCAGUUGAAGAUCAUUACUUCCUCUUUUGUGCUUUAAUGGAAUGAAGUGUUUACAAAAGCCCUUAAAAUAUUUUAAAUAACCUGAAGAUGCACAACAAACCAAAGCUUUCCCGAGAGGAAUUUCUGAUCAUCUUCCCGUAAGGCUCAUCGGGUUCUAAAAUAGUUACUGAGGCAACUUUACAUUGAGAUGCUGUGUGAUGUCGCCUGUGGUACCUUUAUAAGAGAAGUGACUGCCGAUAUAUUUUUAUAGUGAAUCUUUAUAAAUUCUAAUGUUGAGUUUUUAAUGAUUAUUUUAAAUGUUUAUAUAGUUUGUUUAGUAAAAGAAUUUGUAUCUGAAAGUAUCAUUUUUAUAUUAUGAGAAGAGUAAAGGUUUCAAUUGGCUGAUAUUUGAAUGUAUGUUUUCUAUAAAGUUCAAGCUGUGGUCAGUACACCAGCGUUUAACCUCUAUAUUCUAAUCUGUGUACACUUGGAAACUGUACUGCAGAACUGUUUUGUGCCUACAUGGUAUGUUUCAUGUCGUCUAUGAGAUUAAAGACCAUUUGAUAAGAUUG